CCUAGCAGACGACUGCCAGCUCGUCGAGGAAAGAUCUACUGUGUGGUGAAAAAUUACAAUUUUAUGUUGUUGGUAAAACUGACUGGCAUUACCAGCUGAUUUCAUUGUUGUCCAGUGCUGUAUGGAUUACAUCGUUAAGUGUCUAUCGAUUUGUAUUUGUGCAGUGGAAUCCUGUCACCGGUUUUAGUUGUAAUCGGGUUUAUUUAGUGAUUUAAGUGGUUGUGUUAUAAUUUAGUAGAAUUGCGAUUAAUUAAUUUAUCGAUUUGGUUCCGUAGCGAAACGGUAGGUCGAGAAAACAUCGUUUUAAAUUUUACAAUUUAACUCAAAAUUAACUAAAAUUCCAGUGUUUACUCGUUUUGGGAGAUUACCAAAUGAAAUAAGUGAGUGAAUUUCAAAGUGUUGUGAACCCUAUCAUUCUGGAAAAUACAGGAUAUACUUCUGUAAGGGUACGGAUGCAGGGAGUGGAGGGUGAAGGCGAGGUCACGUGGCUACUGUGAUGACGUAGCCAGGCCGCCACGGACCAGCCAGACUCUGUGGCUUGGAACAACCUAACCACAAGGCACAGAUGUCCUGACAGUGGAGGUCGCGGGAGGAUGACGGGGGCGGACGACGACUACGUGCGGAGGGAGAGGUUGCUACUACUCCACCACGGCGGCGACCGCUACCUGGUCCCUCCUGCCCCAGGGGAACGUUACCUCCCUCCACCCGACCGCUACCUGCCGCCUCCCGCCCCCGCGCCAUCGGACCACUGGGCACCUCCAUCACCCCCGGCGCCCGCACCCAACGAGCGCUAUGUCCCUCCCCUCUCACCCAGCGGCUACGACCGGUACGACCGCUACGACCGCUACCGAGACAGAUACUACGACUACAUCUCGCCACAAUCCCCCAACUACCAUGAGCGCUACCUCUGCGGGACGUUGGACAGGUACGACCGCUUCCAGAACAACGUGGUCAGCACCACCCCCGGGGGACCUGGAGACCCUUACAUGCGGAGGGACCUCGGCUACCACCAUCACUACAGGCUACCACCUCCACCGGGGUUCUACCAUCCUGUGUACCAACGUACGCCCAACCAUUCCCACCACAACGCCGGGUACGCUACCAUGAGGCAUCAUCGUCACACGCGCUGCUGUCCGGGGAUGUACCCCCAGGGGAACACGCGCGAAGGGAACUCCGGAGGAGGGAGUGCUAGGGAUUACGUGACGUCCCCAGUGCUCCCGCGGGGACGGACUUGUAGAAGUGGGAGCAGUGGGAGUGGAAGCACCCCAGUGGAGUACGUGGGCUCCUCCGGAGGAAGGUACGUGUCGACGACUCCCCCGUUACCGAGGUGUGCGAGCGUGAGUGAUGUGAAGGACCAGUGCGGAGGGUCCAGACGAGGGUGUGAGAUGGCGUUGUGUUGUAAUGCGAGAAGACCUACUCCUCCUCAGACCACGCAGCUACUCACGCCGCAUCACAACUCUGUCUGGAGGGCUGUGGGGCAGAGUCCCCCCUCGCCGACACCGCCCCCCACCACACAACCCCCGUCUCUGCCUACCCUUACAACGCCCAGCACAUCCCCCAGUGCCCAGAUGGAGUCUUCACCGCACCCGUUCAUGCGGUCAGUCUCGGCCCCGACGGCGCCCUUGCCGCCUCCCUCGGACCCACCCACCCCUACUGGCGCCCCCGGAGCCACCUGUGGCGACUCUGAGGAAGCGGCCGAGGCUGCUGAGCAGGUGGCGCCCCUACAACCUCCAGUGUCUCUCAGGCUGCAACCCCCGAGGAGACGUCCCCUGCUGCACCAGGCUUCCGCCCCUGUCACACAGGCAGAGAUGCGGAGAGUCCAUCUGACCAGGACGGAGCUGGUGAAAGACUUUAUCAAAAGAGAGGCUGCUGUUUUCCUGGGAGUGGACAAGGAGACGGAGGCUAGGGAGCGAGCAAGAUGGCUAGAGAGGAGGAAGAGACUUUGCACCAGGAAAUACGGCCUCAAGCCCGAGCACUGCCAGACCCCAAGGCCCACUGAAUCAGCUGAUGGGGGGAAGGACGAAGGAGAAGAUGCUCCGAAGUGGACGGAACCUCCUGUCCGACGGAAACCCUCAGUGGCCAAGAUGACAUUCAAGGGGAUGGCUCUAGUGGUACAGACGCUGGGGAGACACCGUGGUACUCAUCCUUCACAGCUGAGUCGUCAGAUGUCUCGUAGCUAUUCUCCCUCCACCGUGCCUGCCACCCCUGACCCGUCGUCACCGCUGGAGGACGAGGUUUUCUAUGACCAGCCCAGUUUAACGGAUCCGUCGUCUGCACCUGUCAUCACAGCUGACUCAGUAACAGACUCGCCCCAUCCUGCAGACAGGUUCACGCCUGCCAUUGUACCAGAAGAGGUUCUACCCCAGCAAAGGAUGCAUCGGCUGUCCAGCUGGAAGCGACAAGACAAACAGCAAGACCUGGUAGCUGUGGGACAAGUUGGUCUCAACAGAAUAUACAACCACACACUGGAUGGAGUCUUGGACAACUCUGACAGACGACAGUACGGGAUGGGCAUCGUCGGACGAUUGUUUGGGCGAUCGCUGAAGAGAUCUGUGACCAAUCGAGAGCCAGUAAAGGAACAACUGGAAGAUUUGGAAGACCAUCGUCCAUUCUUCACUUACUGGGUGACGACUGUGCAGAUACUCAUUCUUUUCUUUUCUCUCUUCUGCUACGGCUUUGGACCAAUCGGCAUUGAUCUCCACCAGGAGUCGGGACUGGUGCUGGUAACAAGUCUAUCACUGCAACAAGUAGAGUUUAGCGAACCUGCCAACUUCUGGAUAGGCCCGAGAGCGGCGGAUUUAAUACACCUUGGUGCAAAGUUUGCCCCCUGCAUGCGGAAAGACGCAAAAAUCAUCAAAGAGAUAGAAAAAGGGAGGGAAAAAGAGCGGGAGACAGCUUGUUGCAUUAGGAACGAUGACUCAGGGUGUGUGCAAUCUUCUCAGGCGGAUUGUUCGAUUACGCAUCAUGGGGACCUUAUCCAACACCUGAGACCAACGGUAAAAAUCGAGAAAACCAUCUCAACGUGGAAGAAAUGGUCGCCUGGAGAUUCUGGGCCUGGGGGUAGAAUAUCUGGAACUGUUUGUGGGCUGGACCCCAAAUUCUGUGAGGCACCAGCGUCUGUGGCUCCGUAUGAGUGGCCCGAUGACAUCACAAAGUGGCCCAUCUGCCGUAAGACGUUCACAGGCAGCGAGCGUCGGCUGCGCGAACGACAGAAAGAUCGGCUCACAGCCGAACACAUGGUAUGCGAGGUGAUCGGUCACCCUUGCUGCAUCGGUAUCCACGGCAGCUGUCGGAUAACAACGAGGGAGUACUGCGACUUUGUCCACGGGUACUUCCACGAGGAGGCGUCGCUUUGCUCGCAGGUUUCUUGCUUGGACAACGUAUGUGGGAUGAUUCCCUUCUAUUCACCUGAAGUGCCCGACCAGUUCUACAGGCUGUGGACCUCUUUAUUUUUGCAUGCAGGGGUCAUUCAUCUAGCCAUCACUCUUGUACUGCAGUGGUUCAUGAUGAGAGAUCUAGAGAAGUUGACCGGAUCACUGAGAAUCAUGAUCAUCUACAUGGGCUCCGGCGUCGGAGGGAACCUAGCCAGUGCUAUCUUUGUACCUUACCGCGCUGACGUGGGGCCCGCCGGGGCUCAGUUUGGUCUGCUUGCCUGUCUCAUCGUUGAAGUGCUCAACAGCUGGCAGAUGUUGAAGAGUCCGCACCAUGCUCUGCUCAAACUCGUCUCUAUCGUGCUCUUCCUGUUCGUCUUCGGGCUGCUUCCCUGGGUUGACAACUUCGCCCACCUCUUUGGCUUCAUCUUUGGCUUCCUCCUGUCCUUUGCGCUCCUUCCGUUCGUCUCCUUCGGCGAGUACGACAGACAGAAGAAAAUCUUCCUUAUAUGGGUCUGUCUGAUGACGUGUGUGUUCCUCUUCCUCACCCUGUUGUUGCUGUUUUACAUCACUCCGAUCUACGACUGUCAGAUCUGCAGCUUCUUCAAUUGUCUCCCUCUCACCGACCACUUCUGCUCGGCUCAGAACAUCAACUUCAAAAGAGAGGUAUGACACACGGGGUUGCGGCGUAAACCCUACGUCGAACAUCGACCGUCGCUCCCCCCGACCUCUUGGCUUGUCUUCAAGAAAGGUGACUCGCGCUUGCUGAUGGUCGUCGCCAUUUUGUGACGACUCCAGUUCACUAUCUCACCAUCGGUUUUUUUGUCUCAGUUUAAUUUAUUUUCACAGAACGUUAAUGUGUAAAUUUCCAACAGAUACAGUAGCUUUGAAUCGUUCAUGCACAAGUGAACACUAAAUUUUGUUUGCAAAAGUUUUUACAUUCAUGAACUGGAGUCACAUGAUCUAAGUCACAGCUGAGAGGUCUUUGUAUAAAUGUAUAAACACCGCACAUGGUAACGCCGUGACUGAUUAACUAUAAGUGCAAUCGUCAGUGUAUGAACACUCAGUGCGACGCAGACGAGGGACAAUAUUUUUAUCAUAGUGGGUAUUUUGUAACCAUGUAUUAUACUAUACAUAUUAUAUAUAUGGAAGGUGUGAACUCGCGCCCCUGAUGUUUUCUAAGUCUUUCAGAUCAUAGGGCCGAGCCCUACGGGGGUUUUCGUUUCCGAUCCCGGAAUCAAAGUUUUUUUUUCCGGUGUACAUAUACCGUAUUUAUUAGGUGGGACUUUGCAAUCGGAUUGGAUGGAUUUGGUCUUGCUCUUGUGACAAGUGAGGUGAGUGCAUUUUGGUUUCCCUUGGAGUUUUCAGGUGAAUGUUCUUUCAUUCUUAUUGAUAAAAACUCUAUGGUACCUAAUUUUUUACAAAAAAAUUUCAGUGUGCCCAUUCAAGCUCAAUAAAAUGAAACUCUGGCUUAUUGAAUUAAGUUGGGAAAUAAUAAUUCCUCAAAUACAAAUUUCAAAUCUGUUUGACUAGGCCUUUACAAAUUUCAGUUACAAUAUUAUACAUAAAUUCAUAAAUAAAAUCUAUGAUAAAUUUACUCUUUCAUUCAUGGAUAUGGUAGGGAAUUUCAAAGUCACUGUGGCAUAACUAAUGAUAGAUUUUUUUAUCAGUUCUAUAUUAAAAAUAGCAAUUUUUCUCCAAGAAAAACCAAAUUGCAUUUCACAAUUUGUGUUAUAACUUUAAAAGACACAUUGCAUUUUUAUUUAGUCCUUAUAUAAUUCCAUGUACAGCGUUUGCAGUAUUUAAUAUUCAUCAGAUAUUUUGAUGUUAAUUCUUAGUUUUUCCAAUGAGGUGGCGUUAAGUGUGAUACUCAAGUUAUAUACAAUAUUUUGAAAACAACGAAUGCAGUAUUUUUAUUUAAUAACUAUAAAUAUUGAUAGCGGUUGUUUUAAACAACUUAAUUGUUUAUUGUUUCCAAUUUGGAGAAGGUGAAUAGCUAGAUUCGUCUCUCGUACUGUUUUUUUGUUAAUUUUUAAAAUUUGUUAAAUUGUUUUUGAUAUUUUAUAAGCUAUGUUAAGUUUGGUAACAAAACUUAAAGUGUUUUAUACAAACUUUCAUUUGACAUUUUUCACAGAGACUUAUUUACCUUACGUUUCAAAAACAUUUUCCUUUCCAACAAAGAGCAAAAAGUUAUUCGCUCAAAACUAAAACUGCACUGAUUAUUUGAUAAUCCAGCACAACGUUUCAGCACAUAUAAUUUACUUUUUAUACUUUUAUAUUUAUAUAUUAUUGUAAUUUUAUAGACUUUUCAAAGUAGGUAAUUUGUCGUUUUCAGUUGAGACUCCUACUUAUUUAUAAAUACACUUUUAAUAGUCCUAAUACUAAAUUCUAUUGUUCAACUGUUGUCUAUUAUUUUUAGCAUUUCCAUUAACAAUUUGUUGGUUUACAAAACUAACUAGGCCUAAGGUUAAUUUAUGUACUUAAGAGAAAUGUUCACCAUUAUUGGUUUUUACAGACAAAUCCACUAGGUACAGACGAUUUCACGUUGAAGGUAUUGUUUCAGCAUUAUUUUAUACAUUUUGUAUUUUUGCUUGAAAGAAUAUUCCUGUACGCGUGACAUGAAAGCGUGUAUGUUUGUAUGUAUGUACGGUGUAUGUACGUACAAGUGUGUACAGUUGGUCAUGUACUGGUUAUAUAGUGUAACGGUGUUUUUUCACACACAAUAACAUACUGUAUAAAUCGUUUAUUUCUUUGUAUAUCUACGGGAGACCAACGCCUUAUAAUUGAAAUAUAUAUCCAUUGUAACUCA
Macrosteles quadrilineatus (aster leafhopper) is the source of this 6180-nucleotide messenger RNA. Its product is annotated as inactive rhomboid protein 1-like. Gene Ontology annotation, cellular component: endoplasmic reticulum membrane. Gene Ontology annotation, molecular function: serine-type endopeptidase activity. The coding region runs from base 594 to 4043 and encodes 1149 amino acids. Gene Ontology annotation, biological process: regulation of epidermal growth factor receptor signaling pathway; regulation of protein secretion. The transcript has 21 exons. The record is from RefSeq and is a predicted model, not a curated record. Lineage: Eukaryota; Metazoa; Arthropoda; Insecta; Hemiptera; Cicadellidae.